Corylus avellana is the source of this 2453-nucleotide messenger RNA. RefSeq names its product RING/U-box superfamily protein. Lineage: Eukaryota; Viridiplantae; Streptophyta; Magnoliopsida; Fagales; Betulaceae. The record is from RefSeq and is a predicted model, not a curated record.
UGUUUCCCAAUUCCAAUUUCUUUCCCAGCAAAAGGCCUGAAAAUAGGGGGGGGGGGAAGAAAAGGAACCAAACCAACUUGUUCAUAGCUUCGCAAUCCACAAGGAUUCACUUCCCCGAUCAAACCACACCGGAGGGUUCCAAACAAAUGAGGUCGAUCGAAGGUAAUGUUCACUGUACAGCCGUUAAACAGACGAUAAGGCUUAUAAUGUUUAGGCCACGAAGUCGACGGAGUUCCGGGCUCCGGUAAAGCAGGUGCUCUGAGAUCUGGUGGUCAUGGCCAUAAAAUCAUUAGCAUAAAUUUUCCUUUCAUUUCCUUCACCUUUAUUGGUAAAAGCCUGGUUCAACGCCAAGUACCUUAAGAUUUGCUUAGGAAAGGUAGUGUACACGUGCCAAUUGAACACGUGGCAGAACGAUCAAAAGGGUAAUAUUUGGGUGCAAAAUUUUCUCGAUUUUCCCUCUUCUUCCCGCUCAGACAUAUUUCAAAGUUCGCUCCAUUUUUUCCCGAGAUUAACCAGAGUGAAAGCGGGACUGGCGAUAAAAGAACCAGAGCACUCAGCACAGAUAGAUAGAUAGAGAGAGAGAUGGUCGGUGGCACCUCCUUUGCCAAGACCAUUUGCUCGAUCUGCUACGAAGAUCUCAAGCCCAUUGUUGAAGAUAUCCAAGCCAUCUCCAUUUGUGGCCAUGUCUUCCACGAGCUCUGUCUACAGCAGUGGUUCGAGUACUGUUCGAACUCGAAGAAAUGUACCUGCCCCGUGUGCAAGCAGCUUUGCUCGGCAAACAAUGCCAGUCGUCUCUAUUUUCAGUCCGUUGGGGACUCGAACGAUACGGUCCUCACUCAGAAGCCGAUCAAUUGCGAGAAAGACACCGAAGAGUUGUGCAGGGAACUUAAGAGAUUGGAGACAAAGGUGUCAGGGCUUACUUCGGUUUUAGAGCGCCAGGUGAAGGAGCUCGAAGAGGUCAAUGAGGAGCUUUGUUCUUGUAAAGAGCAGGCAAAAAGGGAAGCAGCAUUAAAGAAUGACGCCCUGAAACAAAGAACAUCCAUGCAACAGCUACUUCAUCUGAAAUCUCAGGAGCUUGAUAAAUCAACUUCGGAAUGUUUGAGGUUGCAAGAAAGGAAUAUGGGCUUGGCCAAAGAGCUUGCAGCAUUCAAAUUGGUUUCUGAUCUGGAUCUCGAUGAAGAGGAGGUUUUAAAGCUUGCCUCUUUUGGUAAUGCUGCCAACAACAAAGAUACCAUAGACAUUCUACGGAAAUCCUUAGUAGUGCGUAAUAGGAGUUACAAAGAAUUGAUGGCAAAGUGCAACCUCCUUGGAAGAGGAGAGGCUCGCUUUUGCAGAAAACUUGAGAAGUCUAAAGAGAAGACUAAUAAAUUAAAGACAAGGCUACAAGAAUUGGAGACAGCUCUCGAAGUGAAAGAUAACGAAGUUUUGAGGUCUCUAAAAGCUUCAAAGAAAAAUAGAUGCAAAGGGGUUAUUCAAAAUGGUGUGAAUAGUAGCUCUAAUUCUAAUUCUUUGCCCGCCAAUGAUUUUUCAUCGCAAGAUCAAGAGAAACAACUUUCUGCACCCAUGCUUAAUUCAGUUCAGACAGGAAGCUUGACUAGUAAUCCAUCGUGUUCUAGGAAACUGGAAAACUUCAGUUUCACUAACAAUAUGGAUGUAAAUUAUACUGAAAAAGCUACUAGCUCCAUGGCUCUAAAUAAAGAGAGAGAUGAAUACUUCUUAAUAGAUGAGGAUGAUUCAAAAUUUUCUACAGCUCCACUUGGACUUUCAGAUCCUAAUGCUAAAUAUCAAACCAGUGAAGAUAUAACUGGGCAGAAGUCCACUCCAUUGAGGUCACAGGUAGCUUCUGACAUGAGCAAAGAAAUUAGAGUGCAUGGACUAGAUAAUCUGGUAGAACAUUCGGGUUCAAGAAGUGGUAUCAGUAAUGAUAUGGGAAAGACUCCUGCUGCCCUGGACGAGGAUGUGACAUUGCUUCUUGAUGAUGUUAUAGAAGUUGAGCCACCCACGCUUAACAUUAGAAAGGAGUCUCCAUCCCCACUACCACUUUCUGAACCAGGGGGUAUAUGUUUUUCUGGCGGAUUGCUUGGCCCAGAUGGAACACACAGGUAUCUGGGUAAAUGGUGCAAGCGGAGCCAAAGCAAUGGAUCAUUAGCAAAGCAAGGUUCAUAUACGGGUAACCUGAUUGCUGCUGGAGCUGAUGGGAGAGGUGGUAGAAUCAAGGUUCUGAGGUCUCCAAACCAAUCUUCACUGGAUGGUAAGGAGACUUCAGUGGGAGCAAAGAGGUGCAAGUAUGGAGCUAAGACAAGUCGCUUGCAGUCACAAGGGUGCUUACAAAUAGAACAUUUCUUUGGAAAGGGCUAGUGAGUAAUUAAGUGUUCAGUGAAAUGUGUAAAACAGAUCUACAUUAAUGUUCUAUAAUUCCCAAAAUUUUUAUCGAUCAUGAUUUUCACAGUAAA